This is a messenger RNA of Miniopterus natalensis, 2229 nucleotides long. It is a transcript of the gene MDM2, whose product is annotated as MDM2 proto-oncogene. Gene Ontology annotation, cellular component: nucleus. Gene Ontology annotation, molecular function: identical protein binding; ubiquitin protein ligase activity; p53 binding. Lineage: Eukaryota; Metazoa; Chordata; Mammalia; Chiroptera; Miniopteridae. Gene Ontology annotation, biological process: cell cycle; negative regulation of apoptotic process; protein ubiquitination. The record is from RefSeq and is a predicted model, not a curated record.
UGACGCGCGCGCGCGCACACAAAGGCCCGGAUGGGCCGCGAUUUCCGGCGCGCUGCCCUCGGGCGGUAGGGGUCGCGAUUUCGGUGGCCCUUGUCCUGCUCGGCUCCUUCUGGGGCAUGUGCGGGCUUGUGUUUCUAGAAGGGAAAUGGAGCAAGCAGCCGGGCGAUGACGGGCAGCCCUAAGCCCUCUGACCGAGGUCCUGCCGCUUCCUACGUCAGGAGCCUACUCCGGACAUACCAGUCGGAAGCGGGCGCGGAGUCUGGGCGAGGUCGGGCUGGUUCUGUGGACAGGUUGACUCAGCUUUUCCUCUUGGGCUGGUCAAGUUCGGACACGUUCUGAGUCCGCGUAAGAGGAGCUAAGCCCUGACUUGUCUCCAGCUGGGCUAUUUAAACCGCGACUUUUGCCAGCUGUAUUCACUGUGGUAACAGGCAUACAGCAACCAUUCUCUAGUGAUCCAGGCAGAUGUGCAAUACCAACAUGUCUAUGUCUCCUGAUGGUGCUGUAAGCACCUCACAGAUUCCUGCUGCGGAACAAGAGACCUUGGUUAGACCAAAGCCAUUGCUUUUGAAGUUGUUAAAAUCUGUUGGUGCACAAAAAGACACUUAUACUAUGAAAGAGGUUAUAUUUUAUCUUGGCCAGUAUAUUAUGAAUAAACGAUUAUAUGAUGAGAAGCAACAGCAUAUUGUGUAUUGUUCAAAUGAUCUUCUAGGGGAUUUGUUUGGAGUACCAAGUUUCUCUGUGAAAGAACACAGGAAAAUAUACACAAUGAUCUACAGAAAUUUGGUAAUAGUCAAUCAGCAGGAACCAUCAAAUUUAGGCACAUCUGUGAGUGAAAACAGGAGUCACCUUGAAGGUGGGAGUAAUCAAAAGGAUUCUGUGCAAGAGCUGCAGGAAGAGAAACCUUCAUCUUCAGAUUUGGUUUCUAGACCAUCUACCUCAUCUAGAAGGAGAACAAUUAGUGAGACAGAAGAAAACUCAGAUGAAUUACCUGGUGAACGUCAAAGAAAGCGCCACAGAUCUGAUAGUAUUUCCUUUUCCUUUGAUGAAAGCCUUGCUCUGUGUGUAAUAAGGGAGAUACGCUGUGAAAGAAGCAGUAGCAGUGAAUCAACAGGGACCCCAUCAAAUCCGGAUCUUGAUGCUGGUGUAAGUGAACCAUCCGGUGAUUGGAUGGAUCAAGAUUCAGUUUCAGAUCGAUUCAGUGUAGAAUUUGAAGUUGAGUCUUUCAAUUCAGAAGAUUAUAACCUCAGUGAAGAAGGACAAGAACUCUCAGAUGAAGAUGAUGAGGUAUAUCAGGUUACUGUGUAUCAUGCUGAAGAGAGUGAUACAGAUUCAUUUGAAGAUGAUCCUGAAAUUUCCUUAGCUGACUAUUGGAAGUGUACUUCAUGCAAUGAAAUGAAUCCUCCUCUUCCAUCACAUUGCAACAGAUGUUGGGCCCUUCGUGAGAAUUGGCUUCCUGAAGACAAAGGGAAAGAAAAAGAAAACAUGCCUGAGGAAAGCAAACUAGAAAACUCAACACAAGAAGAAGAAGGCUUUGAUGUCCCUGAUUGUAAAAAAAGUACAGUGUGUGAUUCCCAAGAAUCAUGUGUUGAGGAAAAUGAUGAAAAGAUCACACAAGCCUCCCAGUCCCAAGAAAGUGAAGACUAUUCUCAGCCGUCGACUUCUAGUAGCAUCAUUUAUAGCAGCCAAGAAGAUGUCAAAGAGUUUGAGAGGGAAGAAACACAGGACAAAGAAGAAAGUGUGGAAUCUAAUUUUCCCAGUAAUGCUAUUGAACCUUGUGUGAUUUGCCAAGGCCGACCUAAAAAUGGUUGCAUCGUCCAUGGCAAAACAGGACACCUUAUGGCAUGCUUUACCUGUGCAAAGAAGCUAAAAAAAAGAAAUAAGCCCUGUCCAGUAUGUAGACAACCAAUUCAGAUGAUUGUGCUAACUUAUUUCUCCUAGUUGAACUGUUUAGAAAAGUAGCCUAGAUUUGCCCUGCUGAGUGCCUCAGCGGUUGAGCUUUGAUCUAGGAUCCAGGCGAUCUCCGUUCAGUUCCUGCUCAGGGCACAUGCCUGGGUUGUGGGCUUGAUCCCUGGUCUGGGGCAUACAAAAAUAAGUUCCACUUUCUCUUAAAUGAGAAGUACAGUGUCUGAUCUCUUAAAAAAUAUUUUGGAGAUCCAAGGUGGUGGGAGACAAGGUGGAUGUUACAUUCACCUUCCAGGACCAAACUGGAAUUAUAACUAAAAUGUAGAA